UACUUUCUCACCAGUGGCAAAGCUGAAUUUAGUUAAAAUGAUGCUUGCUGUUGCAUCUAUUCAGAAUUGGCAUUUGCAUCAAAUGGAUGUCAAUAAUGCCUUUUUAAAUGGUGAUUUGGAAGAAGAUGUGUAUACGGAGUUGCCACAGGGUUUGAGGGAACAAGAUCAAUUCAAGGGGAAGGUUUGCAAACUAAAGAAGUCACUCUAUGGAUUAAAGCAGGCUAGCAGAAUGUGGUAUGUCAAAUUAACUGAGUCUUUACUUGCAAACGGAUUCACGCAGUCAAAGGCAGAUUACUCUAUUUUUCUUACUGAGACCAAAGGUAAUCUGGUUGUUGUGAUAAUGUAUGUUGAUGAUAUUGUGGUGGGAAGCAUUAAUCUGGAUGCAGUUGUUUCAGUGAAGCAAAUGUUGAAGUCACUGUUUAAAAUGAAGGACUUAGGCCCUUUGCAAUAUUUUCUUGGUCUUGAAAUUAAUAGAAUUGAUGUUGGGAUUCAUGUUUUGCAAAGGAAGUAUUGCUUGGAGCUCCUGAAAGAAGAAGGUUUCGAUGAGUGCAAGCCUGCCAAGACACCUUCCAGUGUCAAGCAAGUGCUUUCAGCAAACCAAGGAGAUCCUUAUCAGGAUAUUGGUCACUUCAAACAUCUGUUAGGACAGCUCCAAUACCUCAACAGCACACGACCAGACAUUACAUUCGCGGUGCAGCAACUGUGUCAGUUUCAGGACUCUCCUACCACAAUGCAUUAUAAAGCAUUCAAGAGAGUGUUUAGGUACCUUAAAGGGUCACCAAGUUAGGGCAUUCUUUACCCUAAGAAUUCAGCAAUGCAGUUAACGGCAUACCGUGAUUCGGAUUGGCCGACAUGUCCAGAUACUAGAAGAUCAUUGACUGGAUUCUGUGUUUUUCUGGGAACAGGUUUGUUGAGUUGGAAGGCUAAGAAACAAAGCACAGUGUCGAGGUCUUCGUCUGAAGCAGAAUACAGGACAUUGGCUUUG
Messenger RNA from Linum trigynum, 985 nucleotides. The record is from the annotation of a GenBank genome assembly. Lineage: Eukaryota; Viridiplantae; Streptophyta; Magnoliopsida; Malpighiales; Linaceae.